AUUCAUAUACUGUUGCUCCUCCAAGUUUGUAUAGUUAAGUUAUCGUAUAGUUAAGUUAUAAUACGGUUAAGGAGUCUUAUAAAGCAGAUAUAUGAUGGCGUCAACUUCAUCAAACGAACAAAAUGACUUACCACCAUCCAAUAGGCCACUGAAACUUCAUCAUAAUCGAAAGAAAUCCAAUUCAAUAUCGAAUGCCGUAUUGGCUAACCAACGGAAUCAUAUUAAAAAAGUAAGUUUCAAUCAUGGAUCCACUAGUAAUUUGAUUAUGGCAAGUCCAUCACCUAAUUAUGCAUCAUCAAAUUCCUCAUCAAAUUCCUCAUCGACUCUGUCUCCAUCAGAUUCAUCAAAUGAAGAUGACCGGGGCGAAGAGAAGAUUGAAAAACGUCGUCAUUCUAAUUUAACAAGCCAACUAUCUAAAUUAGAUGAAAAUCAAGAAACCAAAUCAACAAAUCAUUCUUUAAAGAAAAAACCAUCAGGAUCUCAUUUAAGAUCAAAUCCUCAAUCACGGUUAACUCGUUUUACUUCGUAUCCAAAUGAAAAAAUGAAUAUCAGUAAAUCAUUGGAUUCUCAUUUAUCAAAUAAUUUCAAUACUAAUACCCCCAAUAAUGAUUCAAAUACAAUCUUACCCGAAUUUAAUAAACGACCUUUAACUGAUACUCCAAUAGUAUCCAGUAUGGGAUCUCCAAUUACAAAAUAUCAAUCAAGUGAUUAUUAUGAUACCGAUGAUGAUAUGGACGAUAAUAAAAAAACCAUUGACGAAAAAUUAAACUCAAACUCAAAAAGACCAAUCUUAAAGACUAAAAAUAUCUCUCAUUUAAAUUUGACGGACUUGGAUGAUAAACUGAAUUCAAGCUCGGUUUCUCCAAUGACCUCCACUACAAAUGUCAGUAAAAAGGAGGAAAAAUCUAAUAAGUUAUCGAAAACAAAAUCAAGUGAACAUCGAUUAAAUCUAGAUGAAGAUGUCCGGGCGGAUUUAUUACACGAUGUUCCUAUUGAAUUACAACAAGAAUUUGAAAAAACUCCUUCACUAGAACAAUUGAAAAAUUUAUUAUUAACAAAACCUCCUCCUCCUGCUCAUAAAGCUUAUACGUUGAAUAUCCCCGGACAAACUUCUUCUAAAACAAGUCCUGAUGGUCAUAUUGCUUCCGUUGAUGUUGGUUCUAAAUUAGUUAUUGUAAUGGUUGGUUUACCAGCAAGAGGUAAAUCUUAUAUUACAAAUAAGUUAACCAGAUACUUAAAUUGGUUACAACAUGAUUGUAGAGUUUUCAAUGUUGGUAAUACUAGAAGAAAAGAUAAAAAUAAUAGUGGUCCUGAAGCUAAUCCUUUACCCGAUAUUAACACUCCUCAAAAUGAAUCUCAAAAUAAUACUAAUAAUAAUAGUCCAGCAUUAAAUACUAAAGAUGAAGAAGUUGUUGUUAAAAAGGAUUCAAAUUCUCAUAAUGCCGAUUUUUUCAAUCCAAAUAAUAAAAAUUCAAAUACUUUAAGAGAAAAAUGGGCAAUGGAUACCUUAGAUCAAUUAUUAAAUUAUGUUAUUGAUGGUUCGGGUAGUGUUGGUAUAUUUGAUGCAACAAAUUCAACUAAAUCCCGUCGUCUUAAAGUUUUGAAAAGAAUUCAACAAAGAUCAAAAGGUGAAUUGAAAGUUUUAUAUUUAGAAAGUAUUUGUUCUGAUCCUUCCAUUAUUGAAUCAAAUAUAAGAUUAAAAUUAAGUGGUCCUGAUUAUAAAUCCAUGGAUCCAGAAGUUGCAUUAAAAGAUUUUGUUGGAAGAUUACGUAAUUAUGAAAAGGCUUAUGAAACAAUUGAUGAACUGGAAGAAUCAAUUCCAGGGUUUCAAUAUGUGAAAAUGAUUGAUGUUGGUAAAAAAGUUGUUAGUUAUAAUAUUCAAGGUUUUUUAGCAUCCCAAACAAUUUAUUUUCUACUUAACUUUAAUUUAUGUGAACGUCAAAUUUGGAUCACUAGACACGGUGAAUCAGUUGAUAAUUUAAGUGGUAGAAUUGGUGGAGAUUCUCAUUUAACUAAGCGUGGUCAAAAAUUUUCGAAAACUUUAGCAAAUUUUAUGGAUUAUCAAAGAUCAGAGUUUAGAAAACAACAAUUAGAAAGAUUUAGUACAAGAUUAGAAUUAAAAUAUAAUUCAAUUUUUGGAGACGACUCAAAUGAAUCUUCGAAUGAUGAUGAUCAAAAAUUAGAUAAUAUCCCAACUGAACCAAAUUUCUGUGUUUGGACAUCGAUGUUAUUUAGAGCAGUGGAAACCGGGAAAUAUUUUGAUGAACAAUUAUUUUCAAUUAAAGAAAUGAGAAUGUUAAAUGAAUUAGGUGGAGGUAAAUUUGAAGGUUUAACUUAUAAUGAAAUUCAAAAAAAAUAUCCAAAAGAAUUCGAUAGCAGAUUGAGAAAUAAAUUAACUUACAGAUAUCCUGGAGUCGGGGGUGAAUCUUAUUUAGAUGUUUUAACCAGAUUAAGACCUUUAAUUACUGAGAUUGAAAGAACUACCGAUCAUUUAUUGAUUAUUAGUCAUCGAGUUGUUUUAAGAAUUUUAUUAGCUUAUUUUUUGAAUUUAGAUAAAUCUUCAAUUGGUGAGUUAGAUGUUCCUUUACAUACUUUAUACUGUUUGGAACUGAAACCUUACGGUACUGAUUAUAGAAUGUAUGAGUAUGAUGAAAGUUUAGAUUGGUUUGUUAAAAGAGAACCCGAGCAUCAAAAAAAUAUGAAGGAAGUUGGGGUCCUUUUCAAAGAACGUAAGUACUCAGUGGUGCCAACUGCUCCUCCAUCUUCUAAGAGAAAUCGUCCCAAAACAGUCGCUGCUCCAAAUGCAGUUGCUAAAGAUAAACAAAAUGAUGCCGCCGUUGGUAAUUUCAGUCUAAGAAGAAGCUUAAGCUUUGGUGCAAGACUGGCUUCUUCUCCUUCUACUACCGAUGAUCAAGAAAGUGCUAAUAAUAGCUUAUCUAAAAAAUUAGAAGAUUUGAAAAACUUGAGAACUCCUUGAUCAUCUUGCAUUCUCUUCUCUCUUAUGAUCACAUGUGUAUAUUAAAAAAGCAUUAACGUCAUUGUCAUGAUUUAAC
Messenger RNA from Hyphopichia burtonii NRRL Y-1933, 3053 nucleotides. RefSeq names its product Pfk26p (gene PFK26). Gene Ontology annotation, biological process: fructose 2,6-bisphosphate metabolic process; fructose metabolic process. NCBI's taxonomy places the organism in Eukaryota, Fungi, Ascomycota, Pichiomycetes, Serinales, Debaryomycetaceae. The coding region runs from base 92 to 2977 and encodes 961 amino acids. Gene Ontology annotation, cellular component: cytosol. Gene Ontology annotation, molecular function: ATP binding; 6-phosphofructo-2-kinase activity. The transcript has a single exon. The record is from RefSeq and is a predicted model, not a curated record.